CGCCGCAUCAGACUCCGUCUCAUCGACAAGUUGUCACCCACAAACCCAACCACGACCGUCGUUGCAUGUUCCCAUGUCUUUGAGAUAUCAGUACCCAAAGGACAACUUUAACUCGGACACGGCCGACUGACAUCGACUUUAUGGAUCGGUAUCCGGACGUACGAAUCGAGAACAUAGUUUACGACCCCUCACAUCAUCACAAACACACUACAUCAUUGCCAACACCUCUUCCAUCACCAGCCUUUGGCACCGAGUUUGAGCCUCAUCGUCGACACUCGCACUCACAUUCCCACCGGGGACACCUUGCUCCUCCGUCUCCUACAUCUCCAGCAUUUUCAGAAACCUUCUUAUCUGGUACCAAAAACAACGACAAGAUGUGCGUCAAGGAUAUCACCUACGACGCCUCCGCUCGGGUUGUCAACGAGACUGUUUUUGCCUGCAGGCCCGACGGAUUGUGCGCUGUUCCUGAGAUCAGGAAGCACUAUCCGUCAAGCAGAAGCGAGCCCAGGUACGGCGGAUACCUGCCUUCGCAUCUGCCGCCCACACCUCGCGAAUCCAAGGAGCCUUCGCCCAUAGGCAAGCGGGACUCUGGUUACCUCCAUGGAACUCGAGUCACCGACCCUGCGCGCUCCACCAAACACAACGACGACUACCCGAAUUACAAGUAUAGCAGCAGCCCAACUGACAGCAAGCACAAGUCGGAUGUUUACACGCGUCCCUCCGUCGUGCUCACGCAGACCCUCGGCGUCCCUCAUGAGGACAAGACUCGUCGGCGCUCCCCCCACGAUCGCGAACCCAGCCCUAAGCGCAGCCCUAGUAUUCCCUACCGUGAGCACUCCAAGAGCGACCGCGGCUACGAUGUUAUUGUGAGCAACCCCACUGACGAGGACCGUCGACGUCGUCGUGCUCACAAGCCGUCUGAUGCCGUUUCCACCACGGCCACUACCGGCAUCCCUACCUCCUCUCGCCCUCCCCUCUCCAGCCACAACCCCGGCCGCUACGGAUCCAGCCCCAACGGCCCCAGCGGCAUGGAGUCACUCCGCCGGAGGAACAGCGUAUCUUCUCGUAACGAUGAUGCCGGCCGUACACCUCGCCCAAGAACCGUUUCGGGCGGAUCUCGGUCUCGCGCCUCGUCCGUCGGCGUCCGCUUUGCUGAUGAAGUCGAGUCCAAGAUCAAGCAGCAGAACGCCGAGAUCGCCAGCCGCUCCAACAAGCCGACCACAGAGCAGGGCACCAACCAGCCUGAGCUCAAGGGCAUUCUCAAGAAGCCUGCUGGUGCCCGCGAGGAGAGCAAGGACCGUAGCAAGGAACGCAACAACAAGGGAAAGGGAGCAGAGGUGGACAUGACUGUCGAGGAGUUGAGGAGGUCAGUAGAGAGCUUGGGGCUCAGGGGAUCCCCCACUCGGGACAGGGAGAGGGAGAGCAACGUCUCUUCGUCUCUCACCGGGACUGCAGUGGAAGGCAUCGAUUACGAUCGGUUGAGGAGCAGGUUUGAGAGGGAUAAUGGUGGAAGCACUGCACGGCACGGAAGGGAGAGGGGUCCCAAGGUGUGGGAAGGGGACCGCUACAGCUAUUAUCAUUGAGUGGUCAUGGAGGAGCUUGGUAGAAGCUAGGGAAGAGCAUCCACGAUGAACGGAAAUAUGGAAAUCGACAAAACAUAAUCUUCGACGGCGCGAUCGAAAGGUCGUGCCAGUGUAUCAUUCGGAAGAUUUCACAUUGUGGGCUUUACACCGCGAUUCAGUCUUGGUUUUUUCUUACAACGAUCAUACUUUACUUGGAAUUUUUUUCUUUUGUCAGCGAUACCUUACGAUAGUUAACAUACAUGACCUUUGCUCAUAUACACCAAUUUGUU
This is a messenger RNA of Neurospora tetrasperma FGSC 2508, 1852 nucleotides long. RefSeq lists its product as uncharacterized. The transcript has a single exon. NCBI's taxonomy places the organism in Eukaryota, Fungi, Ascomycota, Sordariomycetes, Sordariales, Sordariaceae. Bases 141 to 1583 code for a protein of 480 amino acids. The record is from RefSeq and is a predicted model, not a curated record.